Paramecium sonneborni is the source of this 1127-nucleotide messenger RNA. The record is from the annotation of a GenBank genome assembly. Lineage: Eukaryota; Ciliophora; Oligohymenophorea; Peniculida; Parameciidae.
AUGAUUAGUUUUUAAUAAGUGAUAAAUUUCAGGGAAAUUCUACUCUGUUCAACUUUAAGUGAAAGGGCUGUUAAAAUUGAGUUUUAACAAUAUGUAAAAUCAAUAUUUUUAUAAUAAGCCAGGUCCUCAUUUAUAAACUAUGUUAAAACUAUUACAAUUAAUCUAAACUGGCUGUAAAAUUGAUGUUAACACUAAAGGAAUUACUUAUAUACCAGGUUAAUGUUAAAUUAAUAUUAGGAAUAAUAACAAAUUAAGAUGGAAUGUUGCAAACUUAUAAUUGUGGUGUUGACAGAUCAAUAUCAUAUUAUUUGGAAAUCUUGAUAAUGUUGAGUUUAUUUGGAAAAGCACCACUAAAUAUAGAAUUAAAUGGUAUAACAAAUGAUUAAACUGAUUAAUCUGUUGAUUCCAUAAUUAAUGCAUAUAUUCCAUUGAUAAAAAAAUUUAUUCCUGAUUGGGAUGUAUCACUUAAAGUUACAAGAAGAGGAUUUUUAGCAGGAACUGGUACUGUAAUGUAUUAUUAAUUUUUUAAAUCAUUAGUUUACAUUCUAAACCAAUAAAAUAAAUUUAAUCUACAUCUUUAAUUGAAAGGGGACCAAUUUGUAAAAUAAGAGGAGUCUGUUCAGGUAGUAAGGUAGCUCCUAAUAUUUUGAAUAGAGUUGUUAGUUAAAGUAGAAAUAUAUUCAAUGAUUAUAUUCCUGAUGUUUGGAUUCAUACUGAUUUAUAAAAGACAUAAAAAGGGAUAGAGUUUUAAAGUGGUUAUGCUGUUUCAUUAAUAGCUGAAAGUACUAAUGGAUUAUUUAUCUCAUGUGAUUGUGAAUAUUCAAAUGAGCUUAUUAAUCCAGAAAAAGUUGGUGAAACUGCUGCGUUAAGAUUAUUAGAUGAAAUUAAAAACAGUGGAUGUGUUGAUACAACAUAAUAAUAAUAUGCAUUAUUGUUAAUGGCUAUUAGUUAAAAAAAAGUCAGUCAAAUCAAAUUAGGAAGAAUUUCAACACAUACUAUUGAAACUCUUAGGAUUAUUCGUUCUAUUUUCGGUGUCACAUUCAAUAUAGAGGAUUCAGUAUUUUCUUGUAUUGGAUGUGGACUUAUAAAUUUAUCUAGAUAAACAUAAUGACAUUGUUUAUAACCAC